Messenger RNA from Spirometra erinaceieuropaei, 6186 nucleotides. The record is from the annotation of a GenBank genome assembly. Lineage: Eukaryota; Metazoa; Platyhelminthes; Cestoda; Diphyllobothriidea; Diphyllobothriidae.
AUGAACGUUUCGUGCGAGGUAAUUCAGAAUACUCAUUUUGUUAACUCCCGUUAAGAUCCCCAAUCAAGGGGUGAGGAAAACGUUUAUCGAGAUUUAUGAUCCUUUCAUUGAGACUGAUGUUACCUACUGGGAAGUGUCGGGAGGUUCGGAUAUAAGUCUGUCAACUUCUGUGAGGAUUUUAAUUGAGGGACCUAUUAUUUUCCAAUCGGAAUCCCUCUCCUGGCUGCCAAAUGAAAUUAGAACAAAUAUAAUUGAUUAUAUCGGAAACAGCUUAACGUUGACCGGGCUGGCCGAAUGUGGAAAAUUGCGCAAGGCCUUAAAAUGACACCAGCAAAUGAAGAACAGCGGUGGGGAAUUAGUGGUAAUAUGAUGCUUGAUAUUGUAAUUUGUUGUGUUUUUUUAAAAUAUAGAAUAUGCCGUAAAAUGGUCACAUCACUUUUACUUUAAUGCGAUCGCACUUGUUUAGGAUGUUACUGUGCUGCACGCUUCUCGAGUAGGUAAACACAAUCGCCUUCCAUACAGAAAACAUCGACUGAAAAUAUCAGCGCUGAAAACACAGGAUUCAAUUUGCAAAUGUGAAAGGAUCUAAUGUCUUGACCAAUCGUAUCUUGUCAAGCUUUUUGUUUGCAUUCAGAUAUGGCAAAUUUGCAGUAUUUGGGCAAAAUUAUUUUCCAUAUGCAGUAGGCUUAUAAACGCAGAAUAAGAAUUUUUGCUCCCUAGCCAGGAAAAUUAUUCGUCCAUUCAGAGGUAGGUAAUCAGAAAAUAAGCGGUUAUCUCACUCAACAUGUUUACCAGCUCCUAAUUCAGGCCUUUAGGCAAGGCAGAAAAUUCCAUUCUAAUGUUUGCUCGGUACGAAUGAUUAUGGACGUUGUUGACUCUCAUCAAGCGUUCGGCGCCACAUUGGAGGCAGUGUUUCCCUCAAGAGAUUCUAGAUCCAAACACAAGGAGGAACCCUUCAGUUAGCCUGAAAUUUCAGCAUAUACCCCAAAGAAUGUUGAGUUGACAGGACUGCUCUAAUUAUCGCCCUUAAGCCGACUAUACGGACAUGAGGGACAAAUUUAUUGCUGCCCUUUACGCGCUGAAACAUGUAACUUAAAAUUCCGUUUUCCAUUUGCAAGCAAGUCAGAGGUCGUCAUGCAGGGCUAAUGCGUUGACACAUCCAACGAUUCGACUGUGCCAAUAUUAUAUCAUGGCGGAAUAUUUCCAAGCUACCAAGAUAGACAGGAGGUCUGGUGGGUUUGUUUGCAACAAACGACUGAGGCUAGUCGCAAGAAAAAUAAACACUUUUCCUGUAAGACCUCUUCAUGCUGUGGGCGUUAACUGCAGAACACUCUUGGAGCUGCGGAUAAUGCUAAUUGUUUUCUGCUGUCCGAGUAAUGCAUGUCCUAGUAUCUCUCGUGAAAAGACAAACACGCGGAUGGGCAGCGCGUCGAGCACGACUACAGUCAUUAUAUAGGUAAUUUUGUAGAAGCAUACCGACAGGCAACCAGCCACUUUAGGUAAUGCACCCGGCGUCUGGCUACUUGUUUGUCAAGAUCUGUAGACCGGAGUCAUAUUUCUCCCAUGAUUUUCAAAGUGAAUGUUUUCAAGACAUGUAGGAUAGAAUCUGAAGACGCGGUCCUGCCUGCACUGUGUAAUUCUGAACUGCCCUUCCACACAGGAUCAUGUGAUUCGACUCCCGAUACCUGUAAAAGCGACGAUGUCGCAUACGCCCUCCACGAGACAUGGUUCGGCACAAUAACCCUUCUCAGCAAUCAUCGUUGCCUGACACUGUAUUUAAGGAUUGUGCAGAGAGCAAAGCCCAGUAGCAGUUAUUCGCACGGGACACAUACGUUCCCGUUGAUCUGCAGUGCAAUCUCCUUUUUCUGACUAGUUUCAGUUGUUGGCUAAAAUCUCGGUGAGGGGUUUGCUGCGGACCAGGUGCUGUGGUGGUACGCCUAGGCGCGGGAUUGGCCCUUUCAGCCAUCUGGGCGCCCUCCCUCCUCCGAUCUUGAUGCUUAUGGCUCAGGUUGGGGAGGAGAGAGUGAGGUAGGGGCCGCGCAGGAUUUCACUUACUAUAAACUAACCCACACGUAAGUCACCGUGCUUGCUCUCACCUUCCUGUGAAGCACACGACAGAAAUCGUCAGUGGCGACGGCCAAAAUACUGACAAUAAAAACCACAUAUGUACAGAUGUCGAUCUUGUACUUCACCAAGUAACGAACGAUCGAUAUUCUCAUAUAGCCUACUAACCAGAUAUAGUGCCUUCAGCACUCGAAUGAUCUUUAUCGGAAACGAAUAAGUUGGUUAUUAAAAUAGAGAAAAGGCGUUCCAGGGUAUGACUCGCGACAUAUAAAUGAUCAGUUUUUAUACGUGCACACAGAAAGUGGGUGGAAGUAUAAUACCCCAGUAAUCCUUGCAGGACGAUCGUGAGAGCGACACCGUGUUAGACAUUAUACUGCACCACAAGAGUAUUUCAAGCUGUAUGUGCGCAAUACAAACGACUGUUGUGUUACGGACAGAACGACGGAAGACUCAAACAGGCUUAAGUAAUGCUUCAAGAAGCACAUAUAUUGUAUUAUUACUCAGAGAAUUUUCCUAUUCUCUACGUCAUAUAUUCACGACUUUAUACUCGGCCCCCAUAUCAUCUAUGAAUUCUUCCGCCUUUGAAACAUUAUACAGUGACAACAAACCUAGACAUUUCAUUCGUUAUUAAAUAGUAAUCGUGUUUACUUGAAAAUGCUGUAUGCAGUGAAAGCAGUUUUCUUAUUUUAGGCCGAUUCAGUUUUAUAGAGCGGACUAAACGUGAAUUCUUGGUUUCCUUGAGUUAAUACUUAUUAAGUACUUGUUAUAACUUCCCUGUCUCCGCUUCCAGCUUGGUCAAUAAUAUCAAAGCAUCCUAAAAACUAAAAAUAGUUCUUGCUUACAGCAUCAAACUUUAAAAAAGUUAUAAGCUGUUUUCAGAUCACUACAAGAAAGAGAUUUUGCUCUUUUUAAUAGCGCAUGUUUGGGUUUACAAGAAUAUCAGAAGCCGGCAGAGAAAAUUCAUACCGUUAAGUUAGUCAAUUUUGCGGAUUAAAGUACCCUUAGACAUGCAGUUGUGAAGGUGAUAUUUUAAGAUGACAAACAAUAUUAAAACCCAAAUUAAAUAAUUCUGCUGAAUAAAGAACGCACUUCAAAAUCUCGCCUAACUUUACAUGAAAUUAGUAACCGAAUUUGCGUUUCUUUAUCAACCAAUAUCGAAGUCUCAUUCAAACUAGGUAGCUUUCAUUAGGACCAGGGAGCUUUAAACGUUGCCAUGCCCACUUCUUCUGGAAUGGGUUAUAAAUGAAACACAGACCAAAAUACGCUGCCUCGAAUACCAAAUUUUUUGUUACUUCUUACUUCCACUACCUGCAGACCUAAGCCCACCGAUCCGAUUUUAUACUCCACUACCCCACCAGAAACUUUGGAAAGUUAGCGACAUUAAUCGGUUUUCACACAUUUAGUUGUUUAGCUGCAUUGAUCAUGCAACUUAAUAGAUUGAGCGACGGCGGACAUCUAUUUAAUUAGCCGCUUGAUUAAUACAAGUUCGUAGGCGUGACAUAUGCACUACUAAUACUACCACCACAACCGCCGACGCCGUCACCACCACCACCACUACCAGAACCGCCAUUCGGUCAGUUUUCGUUGGGCGGGAGAACGCUAAGGAUUCCAUGGAGGAGGAACCCGCUCCGAGCAAAACCACAAACUGCCGUAUCAGGAUGGAGUGAUUUCUGGCGAGGUCACCGGGUGUUUUAACCUUACCAAACAAUGCCUGUUGAAACAAAUAAAUGCUGUCGACGCGUCACCGGGACUUUGGAGGCCAACUAUGCAGUCUUGCAUGAAAAGGCAGGCGGAAAUUCUCUUCCAGUUCAUUUGUUGAAAACCAUACAUUAAGAACCUUGUGAGAGAAAUGUGACUUCGGUCCACAGAAAAUGGAGAGCAGUUAGACGGAAUCCGAACGUAUAAGCUGCAUUGGCUGUUUCCAGGUUGGAAUUCUUUCUAGUCACUGAUUCGACCUCUUCUCGGACGCACGGUUUAUCUUCCAACCCGACAUCUUACACUGUCUCAUGGCAGGUAAACACACUAGACCACGAUAACACAACUAGCAUACCUCACAUCUCUAGAUCUGCGAUGCUGUCAACUAGGGUAUUGACGGUCAAUUCGAAAGAAAUUAUUCUUUGCCCUGCAGAGUGUGUCGUGUGUCUGUGACAACGAGCGCACCAAGGCUCGUCUCUAGGUCAAACUGUCUGGAAAAAUCCUACGGUGGUAUGCGACUAACCAGGUCACGUAUUGGCUUUACGCUUGAUGACCCCUGACCUACUGGCCAGAACGACUCUACUAGACAAUGCAGGUCUAAAUUCCACUCACGAGCGUACGUAGGGCAGCAAUAGACUGCUUGCCCAAGUCCAUAAAUCCUGCUUUUAGACGACAUUUGGAGCGCCAAAUUCAUUCAAACUGAAAGUUGGUUUUUGUGGUUAAGUCUAUCAAUUGCUUUCAGGGUGAAGUUGACUUAUACACUAUCCGAAGUGUAUUGUGGAAUACUUAUUUUAAAAAGCUUGUAAACUUUCUAAUCAUUUCUACUGGGCAAUCGUCAGAACGGAAAAUUCUACAUUGACAAAAGGCCUGAACUAGCUAUAGACAAACCUUUUAAGGGAAAGCUAAACCCACUUCGGUGGUCAUUUCUCACCUCAAUAGUUUACUGGCGAACCUUACACUUACAGUUUAAUGAGAAGAACUUAGUAAAAAAAGAACGGCGUCUUCCAUCUCCAAAAAGUUAUAUGCGUUAUUUUGGUCAUUAGGUUAACGCUUUAACUUUCGACAGAAGGCCGUCAUUGCGGUAAUUCGUGUUAAUACGUUCAGAAAUGUCCAUCUUUAAAUGAAAUCUUAGGCCUUUAGCGACCUUGGGAACUCUCACAUAAUACAUGAUAUUUUGGCGGGAUUGACUUUUGUUGACGUCUAAACAGGAUAUGAAUAUUGGUGGGCCCCUAUAGGUAAUAAGGGUAGACCUGAGCAUAAUUCUAGAAAAGGCAAUACUUUCCCGUGUCCCAAUCCCAAAAAUAAUCUUAAAAUAAAUCUAAGCAGUUUUUCCCAUCUUUAACCUUACACUACUCUUAAUAUCUUCUCUCUAGUUAACACUAGCCUGUACCAUUGACCAUAAACCAUACUCUAGCCAUUUUUACAUACAGCCAAUGAACUUUUUGCCUUCAACAGUUCAGCACAUGAGAAAAUCUAGGGGAUACCAAUAGGUUCCCGAUACACACAAUCUGCCCUAAAAGAGUUGAAAAAGUUCGCUUCGAACCCCAGAUAACCUGUAUUUAGGCGUUGACAAAUGAACGGCAAGUUCAUUAUAAUUGGCACGGGUUGUGAAGAAGAAGAAGAAGAAACGAUUUCCGGGAUUAGAAAUUUAUUAUCCUGACACGGGUAGGCCCUGGGGACAGUUAAUACUGAAUCUUCCCUAACUUCAGUUCCCAAGACAUGAAUAAAAGUUCGAACAAUUGCCCUUUUCAGGUCUUCUCAUCAUGAAGCAAGGUUUAUAGAAAGAUGAAUAACUUAACUAGGUCCUUAGAUAUUAUUGAAACCGUUCGAUUGUGUAGACACGCGGCUGUGUUAGGACAUUUCCAACGCCGAAAUAUCCAAACAGUAGAUCGAAAGUACGAGUACGAGUAGCACAACCACUCCGGAAACAGUGAGCAAAUAACGGCGAGCGAAGCACUUUAAGCGGCUGCUUCUGUACUUGUCCACUCGGAACAAAUGUGAAAGAACCUCCGACAGUCUGCAACCGUCUGUCAUUCAUAAUCAUUGUGUCAGAUAAAACGAAACGAACUGCCACAGAGUCUAUCAUUGGCGUCGCUCAAAACCCGGUAGCGACCAUGCGUACCCAAACUCAUGCAAAUGAAGAACCGACUGGACGCGGGUGAGCCGUGGAUGUAGUUUAUCAAAUUUCGGUGCCUUAACCGAUCCCGUUAUUUAACAGGUUGGAACAAACGACGGUCAAACUCACGAAUAUUAAAGUAUAAAUGGGUCCAUCGUGGAGGCGAUCUGUCGUCUCGAGUCGCUAUUCCCACCCUGGAGGGAGGUCACGAAGUCAACUUUGAGAGCAUGCGAAUGAUGGUGCGAGUCAGCGAUAAGACGUGGCGGCAACUGCAGGAGAGGAUGGGUGUCUUUCACCUACUCCACCAAUAG